Messenger RNA from Cimex lectularius (bed bug), 4330 nucleotides. RefSeq names its product rho guanine nucleotide exchange factor 10-like. Gene Ontology annotation, biological process: positive regulation of stress fiber assembly; actin cytoskeleton organization. The transcript has 17 exons. Gene Ontology annotation, molecular function: protein binding; guanyl-nucleotide exchange factor activity. NCBI's taxonomy places the organism in Eukaryota, Metazoa, Arthropoda, Insecta, Hemiptera, Cimicidae. The record is from RefSeq and is a predicted model, not a curated record. The coding region runs from base 298 to 3666 and encodes 1122 amino acids.
UCCAGCCGGCCGCUCAGUCUCGCCCGUGCUUUCGCUCAAUCGACUUCGUUCUUCGUUCUUCGAUCUUCGCCGACUCGAUCGUCGUCAUUCGGACGCCGCUCACGGAUCGUGACAAGUGAUUUACCUUUGUGCUGUGACCCGUUUGAAAAUGUGAAAUUUGUAUUUUUACACUGCAUCUCAUCCUGGGAACAUAAAAACCGUCCGAUUUUUGGAUCGAGACAAAAAGAGGAUUUCACAAAAGAAAAAGGUACUCCCGUCCGCGACCUUCUAGUAAAACUGACUUCAGUCUUAUUAAAGAUGGAUGGCGAGGGGUGCGUGAUCGCUGGCCCUUCCGGCGUACGACGGCAAGCGUACCUUAGGUUUCCUCCGCCACCGCCUUUCCCACCGGACGAGUACUCGUACGCGUACUACGAAGGGAAAAAAGUGCCUGUCCCAGGCACGAGCAAGAACCCUAGGCACUCGUACAUAACGAGGUACGGCACGCAGGAGAACCUCUACGAAGAAAUAGGACAGAUGAGGCUCGAGGAGGAGGUGCGGUACGUCCACUCCAAACACCUUCAGGUUCUCGACGAGCUGAACCUUUCCAUGGAGGCGAUGCUGAUGCCGACACCGCCGCAGUCGGAGUUGACGACGGAAGCUCUCAUGUCACCUGCUGCCUGUUCCGUCGAUUCCGGCUUUUCAAGCAGCUCGACAGGGACCAACAGUCUAGGAAGGCCGAAUUCCUCUAUAAAAAAGAAGUCCCCGCACAGCUUUUGGAAGAAGCUUCCCGGCCUGGGGAGCACCUCGACUUUAGUCAAACCUAGUCCAGAUGAACCAAGAUGCAACUCAGGCUCUUGGGAAGAAAGCCCGCACGAACAAUCUCGCCGAAGCUCUUGCUCAGAUGUCGACUUGUCCUCAGGAGAUGAAAGCAAAUACGGUUUUGGUUCCAGGGGUUUGGACGGCAAAGGCCGGCCAGGGUCGAAACGAGGGAUCUGGAGGAAAAGUUCCCCAGAGCCUGGAGGAGGCAGCACAUCGAUAGGCCGCCUUUCGAAGCUUUUUUCAAAAAAGAAAUCCCUCCAGGCCAUCGAGGCCGAACCCAGAGGAAAAAUGCCUUUACUACCUGAGGAAGAAGAGUGCAAUAUGACACAUAGGAGAGUCAUGUCUCCGAGUUUACCACCUCCCCCACACAAUCUCAGCCCUCAGCAGAUCAAAACGAGGCAUAUAGUCGAGGCGAUAGUGCAAUCCGAAAACUCUUACCUUGCCACAUUAAGAAAACUAGUCCAUGAGUAUAAGAAACCACUAGAAGAAUCCAGCCCGGCAUUGUUAAGCCCUGGAAAAAUCCAAACUAUAUUCCACCGUCUUCCUGAGAUACUCCAGUGCCAUACGCUCUUCAGCAUCGCGCUUGCUGAAGCAGUGGCAAACUGGGACCAAGAACACAGGAUAGGCGACGUUUUUGUCGCAUCAUUUUCAAAAGCAGUAGUUCUCGACAUUUACAGCGAUUUCAUCAACAACUUCUCCCUCGCUAUGGAUGUUGUGAGAACAGAGACCAAAAAGAAACCCGCUCUAGCUGAUUUUUUCAAGACUAGGCAGAACAGUUCACACGAUCGUCUUUCAUUUUUCGGCCUGAUGGUCAAACCAGUCCAAAGAUUUCCUCAGUUUAUACUUUUUCUUCAAGACCUUCUUCAAAAUACCGGUCACGGUCAUCCAGAAAGAAUGGUUCUCCAGCUUGCGCUUACCAAACUUGAAUCGCUCGCGGAGCUUCUGAACGAAAGGAAGCGUGAGGCAGAACAGGCUCAAGCUUUUAGACAAAUGAUGAGAUGUGUUUCCGCCAAGAUGCCGACAGCUGCACAGCACAAGUACCUCAUUAGGCAUGAUGAUGUUACCCAAUUAGAAGUUAAUUCAUGCGGUAUGAUAAGCAAACUAAAGAACAGAAGGCUCCUCCUGCUAAAUGACCAACUCGUCUGCGUAGCGCUUAGCAGCAAGGAAGAAAACGUAAACUCACAGCUUCGGCUCACUUUCAAAUGGAGCUGCUCGAUAAAUGACGUUCAGGUCAUUGAAAGCUCAGGCUCACCCACGCUGAGCCGCCUUCUGACACCAAACGGAAGUCUUGCUUCCACCAACUCGUCAGGAACUUCAGACAGCCUUUGCAUGGAAAUGAGUCAACUCAUGCAUGAUUACCAAGUCAUCAGCAGGAUCCACGAUCUGACUCACAACCUCAAAGGCCAAUACCAGGAAGUCAAUGCUGACAUUACAAGAAGCCUUUUAGAUAACAUUCAGAGGGAAAUUCAGCGUAAGGACGAACAGAUGGCUUGGCUAGAUUCUUGCUGUCUUCAAGUCAUGUUACGAGGAAAAGACGAGACUUAUACAUUCCAAAUGAACAGCCAAGAAGCGAGAAAGGAAUGGAUAACGGAAUUAAGACUUGCUCGUCUAGCUCUGGACACGAAUAAUUCACCAUCGUGGGAAGUCCCUGAGCAGGAGCUUCGGCCUUCGACAAAAAUGCCUCUUUUCGUCGCCGCACAUCCUGUCUACACAUCAGACCCGACCUCAGAGGUCAUGUGUGGCUGCUACUACAGCACGACGUGCGGAAAAACGGGCUAUCUCUGGGUAUGCACGUACGACGGGAACGACAGUCACAUUUCAAUCGCUCAAACCUGGCAGACUUCCCUCAAAGCCUUGACCCAAUUGCAGAUCACUGGGACCAAAGUUACGGCGAUGGAGUACGUGAGGAGUAUGGACACCGUGUGGUUAGGAACAGCAAACAAUAGGCUAUUGAUGUACUCAGUUUGUGAAAUUGAAAGACCGGAAUUAUCGAACAGCCUCCAAAUCGACGGAGAUGUGAUAUCUAUUAAAGUUCACUGUGAUAAUGUUUUCAUUUCGUUAAUGACUGGGAGGCUGUUGAUGUUCAGGAGGCAUUCAGUCGUUACAGAACCGGAGGAAAUUUGCCUUGGCUCUGAUCCCGUAGCUUGCAUAUUACCAAUAAACCUUUCAAUUUAUGCUGCUACAGGGAAAACAAUAACUGUAAUAAGUGCCAUCACCGGCGAGCUACAGAAAACCUUUACAGUUCAACAUGAUCAUCUUGGUGGACAUAUCAGCUUGAUGGCACAUUCUGGUGUUGGGUUAUGGCUCGCUUUGGCUAAUUCUAGUACAAUAUGCCUCUACCAUACAGAAACAUUCAAGCAUUUACAAGAUAUUAAUGUAGCAAGUAAUGUUGUUCGGAUAACGAGGUGUCAGGGGCCAGUUACAGUCACUGGUCUUAUGGCUGUCAAGGGUCUUCUCUGGGUCGGUACCGAUUCCGGCUUAGCGCUUACAGUGCCUCUACCGAGGCUGGAAGGCGUUCCGAUUAUUUCAGGCAGGGUAAACGUGUCGUACCACGGCCAUUCGGGCCCGCUGUCUCUCCUUUUGCCUCUGCACGACCCUCCUACUGUCCACAAGCGUCCGGCGUCCAAAGCGCUCGCAUCCGAUGUCUACGGGCUAUACGGCCAGCUCAUGUACGUCAAGGAUUAUGAAGAGACUGAAGCGGAAUGGACUCAAGUCAGCAGGCCCGAUACCAUGUCGAGGAACGAGUCGAAACGCGAGCACACGCUUAUUACAAUAACGGGUGGCCAGGGUUAUAUCAACUACCAACAAUGUUGCUAUAAAAACAUUACUAAUCUCGCUCAUGUAGUCAUUUGGGAAAUGAAACUUUAGUGUGUCACGGUCAAUUCUGCCAGGGCUUAAAAUUUUACAAAUUUCUAGUUUUUUUGCUCGAACUUUUGAACAAAGCCUAUGCACAAUUUUCUAUAUAUAUUUUUAUGUAUAGUUAAUUUGGUGUGUAUAACUUUUUAUUGACGGUGUAUUGUAGUCCUCUUAGAAAUAAAUACAGUUUUUAAUGUUAAUUACAACUUAUAUAUUGUUUUGUUGUUUUUAACAUAUUUUAUGCAAAAAAUUAACCAAAUCUUUUUAGUUAUUUAAUUUAUAAUUCUACCAAUUAAUUAGUCUUUUGUUUUGUAAUUAAAUACCGUUUUCAUUUUGUUCCCUUGCAUAAACGCUUAAAAUACAUUUUAUCCGUGUAUACUCUGGCUAGGUGCUAUAUUUCAAGUUGUUUUUUCAUUUUGUUCAGUCUAUCUUUUUGUACAUGGAAGUGUAGAGAUGUAAAUAAUUUGAGUUAGAUUUUUUUUUUUACAUUUUAUGUAAAUAAAGCAUUACCCUGUAUUUAUAUUACCAAAACAAAAUUAUAUUUGUUAAAAAUAAAUAUAAUUUGUAUAUAAAGGAAGUUGCACUAAAUUAAUGCUCUGUUGAAGGAUGUUAUUGAACUUGUAAUUGUACUGUACCUGAAGGAAUAUAAAUAAAUUAACACUUCUGUCAAAAAUGA